UUUCUGCAAUCGAGGGCGCGAUGUGGGGAGUCCGUGCACGCGGCUCACGUCAAAGAGGAAGGUCCAUGAAGAGACCGCCCGGAUCCGACGAGGUUGAUGGGGAGCGGAGAGGAGUGCAUCUAGCCCGCCACCCCGGAGCGGAAGAGGCGGGGAGGAGGGUGGGAGGGGGGGGGGAAGGGGCCGCGGGAGAGGAGGAGAGAGUGGCGAGGGGGGGGGCCCUGAAGGACCUCAGUCCCCAAGGUGGCUGCACCGCUCUCCAUUCACCAACCAAGCUAGCAAUGGCCAUCUCGGCUCGCAUUGCGAUGUUCGGAGCCAACGAAUCGCCAAGCCGAGCCGCCACGCCACGCCACGCAACUCCAGACGGCGUGUCGUCAGACGGCGGAGGUCGCCCGAUGUGCUCCUGGGGAUCGGCGGCGUGGCGCGGGCCCCCACGAUCAAGUCGGUGAGGACGGUGCUGGUGCCUCCCGUGGCGGCCUCCGCCCCAGGGCGGCUGCCUCCCCGGUGCGCGCACGGCGCUCGCCAGAACUCCUGGACAAAGAAAAAACAUUCGCCGUCAAAUUGAUGGCGGUUCCUACUGAGCGCGCAGACGUUCACCUCUUAGAAGAAACUGAACAGCAACCCGUGUGGUGUACACAGGGCAAAUGCAGCUGCAGAUAUGUAUGCCCGACGUGGAGCUGCUCGACACACAAUCGAUUAAUUAGCCCUGACGCACACUGAGCGCAGUAACCUUACUGUUACAGUCGUUGGUAAGUUUAUCGCAUAUGCAAUGCCUAAUGCCUUGAAGCUAUUUGAACUGUAUAACGACCUCAGAAUCCUUUAAUGAGUGGGCGGGAUCACCGUACAGAUGUGUCCUUUCCUCAGGUCUUUGAUAACCCUGGCGAGUAUGGG
Prorocentrum cordatum is the source of this 888-nucleotide messenger RNA. The record is from the annotation of a GenBank genome assembly. NCBI's taxonomy places the organism in Eukaryota, Dinophyceae, Prorocentrales, Prorocentraceae.